AUGAAGGUUUGUCUUGCAGCUGCUUUUGCUGCGGCCUUCACCGCGACAGCGAUGUCACAGGACACUCCCGCUGAGCUCCUUCGUGAAUUGCAGGCCCAGAAGGCGUUGUUGGAGGAGCAGCGAAAGGAGCUGAAGCAGAUGACCGAAACCCAGGAGAGCAUGGCUGGAUUUGCCAUGUUGGAGACUGGCUGCUGCCGCGCAAAGAACGCCUCGAAUGUCCUAAUGAAAAAUCUCGUCAAUGUGUCAGUUGGCACAUUGGGUUGGUGGAUGUUUGGCUGGGCCCUUGCCUAUGGCUCCCAAGCCGGGUCUUUCAUUGGCACAGAUGGCUUCUUCGGCCUGGGUUUCUACACCAAAGAUGCAUCGGGGAAUAUCGUUCCUGUGGAGUGUGAGGAGGGGAACUGCCAAUCCACGAUGCUGAGUUGGUUCUUCCAGUGGGCCUUCUGCACAGCUGGCGCCACCAUCGUGAGCGGAUGCGUGGCGGAGCGUGUCAAGAGUCCCACCUAUGCUUUCUUCGCGUUCUGCAUGACGAGUUUUAUUUACCCGGUUGUGGUGGCAUGGACCUGGGGUGGUGGCUGGCUCGCCAGCAUCUUUGAUGUGGGAUACAUGGACUUCGCCGGCUCAGGUGUUGUCCAUUUCACGGGUGGAGUUUGUGGCCUCGCUGGCACGAUCAUCCUCGGCCCCCGGAGGGGACGCUUCGAGAACCCGGAGGAGUUCGAGUACCACAAUGUUCCACUGGUCGUGCUCGGAACCUUCGCUCUUUGGUUCGGCUGGUAUGGCUUCAACCCAGGCUCCACCCUCUCAAUGCACGAUAAGGAGAUGGGUGCCCUUGCAGCGCAGGUGGCAAUGAACACCACUCUCUCCGCCGCCACCUGCGGCAUCACCGUCUUCUUGCUGAAGUUCGUGCUCGUGCGCAAGUACGAUGUCGGGGCUCUGUGUAACGGCAUUCUUUCGGGCUUGGUUUCCAUCACUGCGGGCUGCGGAAACAUGGAGUGCGGCAGCGCAGUUCUCACCGGCUUCAUUGGUGCUUUCUUCUACCAGGCGGCAUCCAGUCUCCUUGUGAGACUGAAGAUUGACGACCCCGUGGAUGCCAGUGCAGUUCACGGAGCCUGCGGCAUUUGGGGACUUCUCGCCGCUGGUCUCUUUGAUUGGGGGAAGGGCUUCGACCACUAUCACGGCUGGAGCGGUUUCGGCUGCAUGACCGGCGACGAUGGUGCGUGCCGCCAUGGUCUGGGAGGUGCAGCCGUUGGAGCCCAGAUUGUGAUGAUUCUGGCCAUCAUCGCGUGGGCAGGGACGCUGUCCACUUUGUCCUUCCUGGUCCUGAAGUUUUCGGGACUUCUUCGUAUUGGCGAAAACAUUGAGAAGGUCGGCUACGACAUGCACUCGCACUCUCCGCCGAAGGCCUACGCAUUCAAUGGCCAUGACCCAAAAUCAUCAUCCAGCGAGGAAUCCGGCUCAGAGGGGUGCUUAUGA
Symbiodinium sp. CCMP2592 is the source of this 1470-nucleotide messenger RNA. The record is from the annotation of a GenBank genome assembly. NCBI's taxonomy places the organism in Eukaryota, Dinophyceae, Suessiales, Symbiodiniaceae.